This is a messenger RNA of Bactrocera dorsalis (oriental fruit fly), 5591 nucleotides long. RefSeq names its product arrestin domain-containing protein 3 (gene Leash). NCBI's taxonomy places the organism in Eukaryota, Metazoa, Arthropoda, Insecta, Diptera, Tephritidae. Gene Ontology annotation, cellular component: cytoplasm. The coding region runs from base 882 to 2552 and encodes 556 amino acids. The record is from RefSeq and is a predicted model, not a curated record. The transcript has 3 exons. Gene Ontology annotation, biological process: protein transport.
UUCGUUCGCAUUCGUUUCAAAAUAAACUGAGAAACGGCAACACUGUUCCCCAGCUGUUCCAAUUAGCAAUUUCCAAAUAUUAUUCAUCUCUUUUACGCACACACUUCGGAUAGCGGCAAUAAUAGGAAUGGUAUUGUUUUAUAUUUGCAGAGAAAAUUAUGAAUGCGGGAGUUUUUCUUUUCGUGGAUGAGUGGAUAAGUUCUUGUGGCAGGCGGCCCCAGUGCAAUACCUGGCGAAUUGAAAGUAUUGUAUGUAAUAAAAUAGCAUGAAAGAGUAGUUGAAGCGAUAAAAAGGUGUGGAGCAGAAUUGAAUGAGCGCCGAAAAGAACAGAGCAAAAAUUCCUACAUUGGCAAAGACUUUUGCAUUUUGCUUUCAAAACACUUGCGCUGGAAGAACAAUAAAAAUUGCACAAAGUGCAUUCGGUAACUUGCGUAGCAGAAGGAAGUUUAAUCGUUAAAUUGUAUGCGAACAAGUCUUUAUAAAAAUACAAAUGAAAUCAAACGAUUGCCGAUUGUAAGAAGAUGAAAUCUUCAAUGGUCAAGAGGUACGAGAACUCAAUCUAGUGUACGUAUGCGGAGAAAGUGGCGGUGGAGCGGGUGUACGUACCAUUGUUUUUGUGUAGUGUUAGUGUCAAAGUGUUUAUUUUUGGAUAAAAUAUAAAUAUAAAAAAGAAACGAAAAUGCCAAAUACCGAAAGCAUUAACUUAGCCUUGUCUGAAAUUUAGCUAGUAAAGGAGAAACAUAAGGCAACGAACUUAUGAAGUGAACUGAACCAACAAAUAUAACAAUCGAAUAUUAUUGAGUUUCAUGAUAUAUGUAUAAAUUGGCAUUUUUCUGAAAGAAAAGACUCUCCCAAGUGUAAAAGGAAGUAGUGUAUCUGCAAUGGCAACGGAGAAGUUACGCAUAACAUUAAACAACCCGGAAAAAGUAUAUUCUGCGGGUGAAACAAUAAAAGGCGAAAUAUGUUUGAAUCUAACCAAGCGCACAAAAAUACGUGCUAUAAAAGUGCAAAUUACUGGCAAAGGCAAAUGCAAAUGGAUAGAAAUAUUACGUAAAAAUUCCAACAAUGAAUCAGCGCGAAGUCUCUUUUACUCCAGCAAAGAAAUUUACGCACACAAUGAACACACACUGCCCGUCUUUGAGCCGCGCGGCAUUGAGUUGAAUCCCGGUGAACACAAUUUCGAAUUUACUGUACCACUCGAAUACAAUCUACCAUCUAGUUUUAAAGGUAGUUAUGGUUCCAUAAAGUAUAAAUUGCGUAUAGUCAUCCAAAGGCCAUGGACAUUCGACGAACGUCACAUUAUACCGCUAACUGUGCUGAAACAUAUGCCGCUCUCACCGUGUUAUCGUUCGAAUCCCACCUCGUUGGAAAAACAAAUUACCAAAACGAUUAGUCUAUUUGGUACACGUCCCAUAACAAUGCUGGCAUUGUUACCGGAAGAUUCAGCGGUACGUGGUGAACCUUUGCGUAUUUGCGUCACUGUCACCAAUAACAGUACGACAAAUGUGGAGAAACUACGAUUCAGUGUGCUGCAGUAUAUCUGGUAUUAUAGUCAUGUACCGUUACGUGUGCAAAAAAUGGAAUGCGUACCACUAGUCAAUAAAGAGACUGGUGCAGUGCAUAAGAAGAGUGAACGUUCCUUUGCACAUGAGCUAAUGAUACCGCCUACGACGCAACCGUCCGAUGAUGAGCUAAGCGGUGUUAUAAAUAUAUCGUAUGAGUUGCGUGUGGAAGCGGUGCUGCGUGGCUUUUUUAAGAAUCUCAUACUUAAUUUACCCUUUAAGAUGUAUUCCAGUGGCGCUUCCGCUGUACUUAAUAAUUUAUCUGGUGGUCCACCAAGACCGCCACCUCGAUAUGGCAAUCGUAAUAGCGUUAACAUUGGCAUGGUGGCGAAUGUCACAAUGAACGGUGCAGGCAAUCCUUUUGAGAAUAGCGCUACGCCAUUGAGUAUUGCCACUUAUCCUUCACUUGAUUCAUCAAUCGGCUCGCCAUCGCACUCCUCACAAUAUAGCGAAUACAGUUCAUUACGCUCAGUUAAUUCCGAUUCUUCUGCGGCAAGUCCCGCCUUAGCGGGAGAUAUUUCAUAUGUCUCUGGCAUAUCAUCCAACUCCUCUACGACGACAUUAAGUCCGGCAUUGGCUGGUGAUCUUUCAUAUGAAUCUUGCGCAUCGCCACAAUUUAAUAGUCCUUCGGCGCGUGCUAGUCUGCGCAGUUCAACUGUGCCCUAUGUUAUGUAUCCCCCGAGUAGUAGUCCACUCAUGAUCAACUCAUAUCCACCAGCACAAGUGCCAACAUAUCCGUCACUAUCGGAAUCACCUGGAUAUUCGCUCAUGCGUUUACCCGAAGACGUAUUACCUCCACCACCCAUUACACCGCCCUCAGGGUCGACAGCGGGCACAUUGGCGCGCCAGGAAUCUUCUACAUCAGCCACAACGGCAGCAGCGCGUUCGUCAUUCUUGCAUGGAAUGCAGCCGCCAGGAGCGCAUGAACUGCCGCCAUCUUACGAAGAACUCUUCGGCUCCGCCACUGCACCACCUCAAACACCGAAAUGAUACUGCAACUACUUCCAGAUAUAAAAUACUUUAACUAAUAAUUCACUAAACACCACUACGGCGCCAAAAGUUACUAGACCCACCCAGGAAAGAGUAGAGUUUGGACCUGCUGGGCUCUCCUCUUGUUCUAAAUGAAGAAUCAUAAACAUUACACUAAAUAUUUAAAAAGUUAGACUGUUUUAUUCAUUUUGGUCGCAAAAUUUACAGAAACAUACACGAACCUACUCAUAUACAUACGAGUAUAUAUACAUUUAGUGUUAACAUAUUUUCUUUAUAUAAAAUAUAAAUAAAUAAAAUUGAAUUUGUAUGUACGAUUCGAUGCUAGCACUUAAGGCGAAGCCUUUAUAGUUUUAGGGCAUUACCACUGACUAAGCAAUGCUUUUACACACUAUUACAGCACGAUAAAUCUCAUUUUUUAUGGCUUGAAGCUUGAUAUCGUAGUAUUUAGCCAGUAAGUAAGUUAUUCGUAUGGACAAAAAUAUCACGCAUACAUACAUACAUAUAUUAUGCAAUGUUUAAUAUAAUUCUUAAAACCAUAAAAUAUUAAAAUCAAAAAUAAUAAUGAUAAAAACAUGUUAAAUUGAAAUUAGAUUCAAAUUUAAAACGAAAUUGAUACAAAUUAUAUAUGUAUGUAUAUAAAAAAUUGCGCUUGGAUUACAGCAACAUUGACAUAUGAAAAACUAAGCAAUAAAUAAAUUACAUUGAUGAAGAAAAAGAAUUAUCUAUUGUUAAUUAAAAAUAAAUAAUUACUUUACUAAAUAUGUAAAAUAGCACAAAUAUGAAACUGACAUGCACGAAAGCAAAACGAAACAGAAAUUCCUAAGCAAAGUAAACGUAAAAGUUAAGUCAAUAAAUAUUACAUAAACAUUUUUACAAAAAAAACACACACUUUUGUAGAUAUGAAAUACGCUGCUAACAAAUUGCUUCGCUUUGAAAGUCGAAAGCAAUCUUUAUGUGAGGGAAAAUAUUGCUACUCAACGCUUGCAGCUAAAACAAAAAUUUGGCAGUGUAAGAAAGUCAAAAAGCCACUACGAAAAUUAUGUUAACCAGAAAAUUUAUCAUAGUUGCACAGCUACGCUCGAAUGUGUAUUUAAUUAUUAGAAAAUCUUGGCGCUUAAUUUUGGUUAAGAAAACGUUUUUUGUAUAUUGUACAUAUAGCAAUAUACAAAAACAACAAAAGUCGAUGCAAUUUGUUUUUUUACUUUAAGAUUGUUGAAUCUCAAACCUUUACAACAAAUUAUUUUUUUUUACAAUUAAAUUAAAGAAGUUAAAAAUUUUUUGCCAACUAUUCAAUAUGCCUCAUUAUAAACAUUAAAUAUUUUUUUCUAACAUUUUAUUGUUUUAUAUAUUAUUAACUAUUUAUUUUCACACAUUUAAAAAAUUCACUCAAACAAUCUUGCCGAAAUAUAAAUAAAAUAUGUAUGCACUUUUUUCGAAAAUUAGUUUUUGUAUACAUAUACGUAUAUGCAUACGAAUUUUUAUAAUAUAAUAGAAUGCAGUGCUUUAUUUUUAAUCAUCAAUUUGUUAAAUUAAUUAUCAUUAAAUUAUUUUUUAAUUAAGUUGGAACGAAAAUAUUUAAAAAUUUGUUUCUAUUUUGUUUUUGUGAUAACCUCCAGGUGAAUUUGUAAAAUAACAGUAAACAUAUGUAUUUAGACAGAUUUUAUGUUAUACAUAUUUUUUUUUUAAUAAGGCAACUUACUGCAGUCAUAAGAGAACUCAAAAGCAAAAGAUAAAAUUCACUCCAGCCUAAUGUACAUACAUACAUACAUCCACAUGAACAUUCUUGCAAUAUGCAAGUAAAGCGACUUUAUUUACAUUUUUAAGCUAUUUUUUACAAUUUAAAUUGAAUUACAAUAACAACAGCUGUGACCUUAAGUUUAAUUUUCUGCAUGAAAGUUUGCAUCACAUCAUUUUCGGUUCAGUAUGUAGGUAAAAGUCUCAUGCCAUUAAAAUAAGUAUAACAGCACAUUUAAACCGAUACAACAACAAAAACUAAUUGGUUUCAGUAAUAUUAAGAAGUGUGUUCUAUUUUAUAUGAAAUGUAUAACUGUAUAUUUUUUAAUAAUACUACUGUGAACGUUGACCGUUUCGAAAAUAAUCUCUAAUUUUCUAUUAUUUAUGUAUAGAAUACUAAAUAUUUCUCUUGUUUUGGCAUUUUUCGAAUUUAAAUGAAACUUUUUAAUAAGCAAAACUUUUUUGUAAUACAUAUAUACUUAAGCCCAUACGUUUAACAUAUGAAAGUAUACGAAAACACAGACUUAAUCUUAAACCAUAUAACUGCCGUUACUUCCAAACCUAUUUCCAUGCGAUUAUUUAGAUAAACUUUGUUUAUAAUAACAUAUUUCAGUUUUGCCGUUAAGAGCAAGUAAUUUAAGUGAAAAAAUUAUGAAAACUGAUUUAUGGGUUUUUAUUUUAUCAAUGAAAUUGCUGCUGAACCCUGUUGCAAAUACUGGAAUUUGUCUUUUUUGAGUGUAUAAUAUUAAAAAAUAAUAAUAAUUAAAGAAAAAUUAUAAAUUUGAGCAGUUUGAGCGAAAAAUUAAUAAAAUUUAAAAUAUUUUUUUUUUUUUAAAUAAAUAAAUUUUUGAAAAUUGCGGACUGCGUAUUGCAAACACACACACUUUUGUUAAAAGAAUUAAAAUUAAUAUUUUUUACAUAUUUUAAUAUUUUUUAUUGCUUUUGUUUUCUAUAGAAAACCUAUUUCUAAAUAAAAAUUUGAAACAAAAAAAGUUAUAGCUUACUUCUAUACCAAAAUACAAACAUUAAAGAUCUUUGUUAAAAUUUCUAAAAAUAAUUUAUAUCGUUUUUAUAACUAUUUUUCUUGCCGAAUGACCUUUAUAUAAUAUAUAAAAUCGUUUUAAAGAACUGAUUACUUGCUUUAUUGCCAGUGUGAAAAUGGUUAAAAUAAAGCUACCGAAUAAAUAAAUAUAAAGAAAAAAUAAAAAAAUAAAAAUAAAAAAUUAUAUAUAAAAUUGUUGAAAAUACAACAAUAAUUAAGCAUUCAAAUUUAAAUUUUGUACUGUUUAAAAGAUAUAAAUAAUA